Molecule: messenger RNA, 552 nt
Organism: Suillus subalutaceus
Lineage: Eukaryota; Fungi; Basidiomycota; Agaricomycetes; Boletales; Suillaceae
Exons: 1
Molecular function (GO): nucleic acid binding; RNA-DNA hybrid ribonuclease activity
Source: RefSeq, a predicted model, not a curated record
CCCUGCCCAUGCGACGAAUGCACUGAAGACCGACUAGCAGGAUGUCAAAACCCACACAAAUGCGCACAAACCGCAAAAGACAUACUGGAUAACCUCCUCCCCAAAUUCAACCCCAAUACGACUCCUAGAAAAGACAACCUUACACUAACGCACAGGAGACUGGAAAAAAAUGCACGGGCGAGAAAACAACCACAAGGCGAGGUCCUUUUUGACCCAGCCAUAACAGCCAGAGACAACCUAUCGGACUGCUUCCGCAUCUUCACCCUUCCAUCCAGGUCCCUCCAAAUACCAGCAUACAGACUGCGCAUCCCAGCCGCCAACAGACAAACGACUAAUGAAGUGCUCACCAUCUUCACUGAUGGGUCCUGCAUCAAUAAUGGAAAAUAUAACGCAAAAUGCGGUGGCGGAAUCUGGGUGGAAGACGAUCACCCAAUGAACCGCGAGAUAAGCAUGCCCGGCACUGACCAUUCGAACCAAAUAGGAGAACUUAUAGCAGUUCUGGUGGCGUUACAGAACGCACCCCUACUGACCCCAAUAAAAAUUAUGACUGAC